GCCUGCCCGCCCCGCCCCUCGCGUCUCUUCUCCUCGGGUCUGCUCGCGCCGCCAUGUCGGUGCUGCGGCCUCGCGCGCCCCGCGCCGCGGCCCGGAAGCCGCCUAAGGCCCCGCGGAGGCCGCCCCCGGCCCGGCGGGACUGGGACAGUACUGUCCAUGAUUUAACAGUGCACCAGGCUACUCCUGAGGACAUAUUGCGGCGCCAUGAGAUACAUAAGUCAAAGAAUAAAGUGUUGGUGCACUUGGAGCUACAAGAGAAAGCACCGAAAAGAAAAAUAAAGAAGCAGAGGCAGGGGGCUCCUGAUUCCCUGGAGAAAAGGAAGUUGGCCCUCAUGCGAGAGAUUCUAUCUGACCAAUACCAGCUGCAAGAUGUGUUGGAACAAUCCGAUCAGGCCAUGGCUGUGGUGAAGGACUUGUUUGGGGAUGCUCCUCGCAGACACACAGGUUUCCCUAAUGUAACCAUGGCUCCUGACUGUGACCUGGAAUACUCCCAAAGUCCAAUUAUACAAAAACGUGAUCCUCCCACCCAGCUUUCCAUCCUCAGUGAGUCUGUCAUGGAUUCCCAGGCUCUUAAUGAAAUAGAAGGGGAAAGCUCCUCCUGUCAUUCAGGGGAUAGUGCAGAUGAACAGAAUGUGUUUCAGAACUACAAGUCCAGCAUUGACAUGGACAGGCUUCUCUGUUUACUGAAAAAGGAAAAUUCUGUGGGAGCCUCCCAGCUGUGGGCUGAUGAGAAAGUGAAAACAGCUGCCCCAUCACAGGAAACAAAUGUACCUGUCACUCCUACGACUGCUUCAUUGCCUUUGGAAGACACAGCCCUUAAUGCUACUAAUGUGGUCAGGAGAAUCCAAUCAAGGCUUCAGAAUGAGGAUGAGCAUGACGAGCACACUCCAGACUCCCCUUACAUUGCAAGACAAGUGCUGAACCCUAACUCAAGGAAGCACAAGCAAGUUUCAGGAAAAGUGAAAAGAAAACAAACUACACAGAUACCAUCUAAGCAAAAGAGGAAUGAUUGUCUUGCUAAUUCAAUCACCCUCAACCUCCCAAGCAGUAAUACAUCCAGCUUGGAUAUCCUGAAUCACAUGAUACAUGAAGUAGAGAAUGAGUUGGAGGAAUACGAGAGAUGUACUGGCCGCGAGGUCCAGAAAACACAGAAUUGUCAGGGUCUCACUGGGUUUACUUUGUCACUGGUGAAUGCUGUCUGUCGUCUGAUGCGCUACCUCAAAGAGAGUGAGAUACAGCUGCGUCAAGAAGUGGUGAUGAAGCAGAAGCUUGAGGGGGUUCUGAAUGAACACAGAGAGUUGAUUGAUGCUCUGACAGCUGAAAUCCUCUUAGUCAGGGAAGAAAGUAUUGCGACACAGAAACAACUACGGCAGUAUAUGGUGGUAACAGAUGAACAGCUCACUUCACUCACUUUAGCAUAUAAAAGCCUCCUUUUGACAGAUCCUAAGAGAGAACAGAGUCCAAACAGUCUUGGAAUUGCAAUCAAAGAUCCAACAAACAUCCAAGAGAGGUCUGUUUUGAAUUCCACUCUGCCCAAGACUUAUACUUGCAGAGACAAUAUGCUCAAAUUCCCACAAGAGGAACUGUCUGUCCAGCAUCCUCAGUGGUCAUGUCCCCCAGACACUGUAGGAGUGGGCAGCAGUUUGCCCAUGCAUGUGUUCCAGCCAGCUGUGUUGUUAUCACCACCUAGACAGAAAAGCAGCCAGGACUUCUCUCCUCUUCAGAAUGCACUGAACAGCACAGUUCAAACACAUUUUACCUCCCAGGUGUCUCCAUCUACCCAGAGCACUGAGAGGAGAGCAAGUGGGGAAAAGAGCUCACCUUCCUCUGUGGGAACACAGAGCAUAGAUGGGGAGAACCAUCUGCUUAUCCAAAGGUGGCAAGUUCCUCCCACAUCCAAGGACUCUGAGAGUUCUUUGCAAUCGCAUGGCCAGCCAGCGAGCAGUAUCUUCUCCUCUUUGGAUCAGGGGCAGGCCCCUGGUGUUACUGGGGAGGGGGCAAAGCCCAAUGCCACUGAAGAGUUUUCUCAGAACAAAGAUCUGCUGGGACAAAUCGCUGAGCUAACGCGGCAGAAUGCUCUCAUCAAAGCUCAGUUGAGCAAAUUCAAAGACUGCUCUCAAGAGGCAGGGGAUGGCCUGCACCAGCUAGGUACAGUGCAGAAUAUACACACUGCUCUAGAUCCAGCUACCCAGGGACAGACUUUUCCAGGAGUCUCAAAGAACUUGGAGGAGCGAAUAGCAGAGCUGAAUCGUCAGAGUGCAGAAGCCCGUGGAAAACUGCUGCAGCUGAUAGAACAGCAAAAAUUGGCUAGUGUCAGCACAGUCUCUCCAUCAAUCUCUCCUAUUCCACCACCACCCAUAAAUUGGACUGGAAAUGCAAAGAGGACAAUUGAGGUGUCUGUUCCAGUGGCAGAAGCUUUCAACAGCUCCAAAGAAGGCACUCCUUCCCCUGCCAGUGGGCCCAGUGCACAGAGGCACCACAUUGACCCUUCUCCAGUCCUCAGGGACCUGGCCAGAGCACCACAAGUGUUUGAACAGCUGUGCCAGCAGCUCAGCUAUGACACUGGCCAAUUCUUUCAGCAGCCAUGGAUGGAGGUCAUCCGGGCCUGCUGACUUGUACCCAUCCAGCUCCUCCAGGAGCUCCUUAAAUAUUUCAGAACUAACCAUAGGUUGACUGGUGCCAUGUGGACGUCCGUCAGUGAUCAAGGUGGGGGAAUUGGCUUGGUCGGUACAUAGAAAUACUGAAGUGAAGAACUCAUUGAAGAGCUCUUCUUUUUUUUCCCUGCAUCAACCACCGCGUCAUCUACAGUUAUGCUGUCUGUUAGCCAUUCCUGAUAUAAUGUCUCUUCUAUUUCACAGCUCUGCAGACUGUUUUUAGUUCUGACUAAAAAACUUAUCUCAGGUGUGGUAAUAUUAAGUCAAGUGUAGAAAUGACUGACAGUGAAGUACUGGAGCCACCGUCAAGAAGGCUAGAUUUUGUUUACAAAUCUGAAUAAGAACUGUACAUUUAACUAUGGUGACAAUAAGACUAGCGAAGCAAUAUCUUUUGAUUAUUUUCACAAAUUUUAGCCUAGCUUUUAUGUUUUUUUAACUUAAUAUAUAUUUUCUAACUAAUUAGUGCACAUUCCAAUAAAGUUGCAUUUGUUUUUGCUUUUAUUUUAAAUAGAAUAAUAUAGUGCUAAACCCCUAGCAUAUUAGGAAAGCUUAUAGUUUCUGUUUAACUGUAGAAAAAUGUGUGUUGUUAUUUGUGGUGAUGUACUAUGCCAUCUGUACCCCCUUUGCAAAAUCCCAGAUCUGCUCAUGGAGGAAGGUAACUCUGUUCUGGGCAUGAUGCAACAUAAGCCAACUAGCACUAGUUGCUGUUCACUUCCCCACCCCCCUGCUGUAUUCUAAGGCAAGGGUACCCAGAGUGUCACCCCUGAAGAGCCAUUUUAAAAGGGCAGUCCUGGGUGGUGGGUCACAUCGAAGGGGCUCAUGGCCGCAUUUUGGUAACCCUACAGGCACUAUAAUGUAAGAGUGGGGCUGGCUUUACUGUAUAGUAACAGGUUGACCUGAUGGACAGUAGCCCUCUUAACAGUAUGUUUGCGUAGUUAGUGGGGAAAGAAGUCUUCCCAUUUCUGUCACAAAGCUGGAUUUUCCCAAUCCAGCAGGGUUUUUUUCAUAGAAUCAUUGGAAAAAUAGGACUGGAUGGACCUCAGAAAGCUAUCUGAUCCAACUCCCUCCUCAGGGCACGCUGAUCCCUACCUAAAUAGUACCAGACAAGGCAUUGUUUAGCCUGCUCUUAAAAACUUAAAAUGGUGGCAAGCUCUCUAGUCAUCUGUUCAAAUGCUUGACCGUGGUCAUAGUAAAAAAAAUUUUCUCAAUUUCCAACCUAAACUCCCCUGUUUCAAUGCAAGACAGUUACUAUCCUGUCCCAUUCAAGCACAGAGAACAUUGUUUCAGGUAUUUGACUGUUAACAAAUCUCCCCUCAGGCUUCUCUUCCCCAAACUAAAGAAUCUCUGUUCUUUUGUCCUUGUUUUCCAUAUGCCAUGUUUCCUAGAUCAUCUCCACUCUUUCAAGUGGACUCUUUCUAGUUUGCCUGCCUUAGGCACUUCAGAAAUGUUCAUGACAAUGAUUUACAUGUUUUGCUAAAAGCUGUUUGCUUUGGUUAGUUGAUGCAGAGGUUUUUGACCUUGCCAUAGUAUUCACUUCCUCUUUCUUUCCCCACCUUAUAUAUA
Alligator mississippiensis (American alligator) is the source of this 4217-nucleotide messenger RNA. It is a transcript of the gene SPICE1, whose product is annotated as spindle and centriole associated protein 1. The record is from RefSeq and is a predicted model, not a curated record. The coding region runs from base 54 to 2612 and encodes 852 amino acids. The transcript is spliced from 16 exons. Gene Ontology annotation, cellular component: centrosome; centriole; spindle. Lineage: Eukaryota; Metazoa; Chordata; Crocodylia; Alligatoridae. Gene Ontology annotation, biological process: mitotic spindle assembly; metaphase chromosome alignment; regulation of centriole replication.